GACAGACAAUAUUCUGUUACAUUGUAGCAAAAUGGCGACUGUCAUUCACAACCCCCUGAAAGCGCUUGGGGACCAGUUCUACAAGGAAGCCAUUGAGCACUGCCGGAGCUACAACUCACGGCUGUGUGCAGAGCGGAGCGUGCGUCUGCCCUUCCUGGACUCGCAGACUGGGGUAGCCCAGAACAACUGCUACAUCUGGAUGGAGAAGAGGCACCGUGGCCCAGGCCUUGCUCCGGGCCAGCUGUACACGUAUCCUGCCCGCUGCUGGCGUAAGAAGCGGCGAUUGCAUCCACCAGAGGACCCGAAGCUUCGACUCCUGGAAAUAAAACCUGAAGUAGAGCUGCCCCUGAAGAAAGAUGGCUUUACCUCUGAGAGCACCACAUUGGAAGCCUUGCUUCGUGGUGAGGGUGUGGAGAAGAAGGUGGAUGUCAGAGAGGAGGAAAGCAUCCAGGAAAUACAGAGGGUUUUGGAAAAUGACGAAAAUGUAGAAGAAGGGAAUGAAGAGGAGGAUUUGGAGGAGGACAUUCCCAAGCGCAAGAACAGGACCAGAGGACGGGCUCGUGGCUCUGCCGGUGGCAGGAGGAGACAUGAUGCCGCUUCUCAGGAAGACCAUGACAAACCCUACGUCUGUGACAUCUGUGGCAAACGCUACAAGAAUCGGCCGGGCCUCAGCUACCACUAUGCCCACACUCAUCUGGCCAGCGAGGAGGGGGAUGAAGCCCAGGACCAGGACACCCGGUCCCCGCCCAACCACAGAAAUGAGAACCACAGACCCCAGAAAGGACCAGAUGGGACCGUCAUUCCCAACAACUACUGUGACUUCUGCUUGGGGGGCUCCAACAUGAACAAGAAGAGCGGGAGGCCUGAGGAGCUGGUGUCCUGUGCAGACUGUGGACGCUCUGGUCACCCAACUUGUCUGCAGUUCACUUUGAAUAUGACUGAGGCAGUCAAGACCUACAAGUGGCAGUGCAUAGAAUGCAAGUCCUGUAUCCUGUGCGGGACCUCGGAGAACGAUGACCAGCUACUCUUCUGCGAUGACUGUGACCGUGGUUAUCACAUGUACUGUUUAAAUCCCCCAGUGGCCGAGCCCCCAGAAGGAAGCUGGAGCUGCCAUUUAUGCUGGGAGCUGCUCAAAGAGAAAGCCUCAGCCUUUGGCUGUCAGGCCUAGGGCCUCAGGUCACAGGAUGUGACAUGCCACCAGAGAGGCUGAACUGGAGUCCUGUUUGAUCCAGAUGGAGCACUCCUCCUGCAUAUUCACACAGACCAACUGUAAGGAAAAUGAAUAGUUACAGGAGGGCCUGGACAUGUGGAACCGAGAGGGCAAGGUCUCUACUCACCUACUGCCCUGCCUGUGACCUCCAGCUUCACACAUGGUACUUCAGCCAGUCCUUCCUCGUUUCUACCAGAGGGAGCUUGCACUUUGGAAUAACAAUCCAGCCCUAGCCCUGUGAAUCUUCUUCACAUUCACCCUCACAGUGCAUCCCUCUCAUUGCUUCCCAUUUUAGUGGAAGCCAUUUUGUGACUGCUCACCAAUCACUUGUGUGUUGAUGGUGUGUGUGUGUGUUUUUUAAACCUAUUGUGUUUCAAGAUCCCUUCACACAGCCUCGUCACCCUUAGCUUAAGCUCUUCAUCCUAAACUCUCACAGAGGAACACAAUGCUGUGGAGAAGUUGUCACUUAUUACAAGCUUCCCUGGAAAUGUCUAUGUUUGGAGGCCAUCUUGAAGAUGGAGCUUGGAAACCUCUUGGUUAAGAAGAGUUGCAGUUUUCAAACCUCAGCUGGGAUGGUUUUGAUCCACUGCACAACCGUUUGAUGAGGGGUGGAGAGGGCUCGAGAGAUGGGAGAAUAAAUUGGGAUGCCAGCAUAACCAGUUAGUAUUUGCUGUUCAUCAAGAGAGAUUUUGCAAGGGACCUAGUGGUUCUUUGACCUUCAGAACUGUGGUGUCCUUGAGGUGAGACAAACCACAGUCUACAGACACAGAAAAGUGCUGAAGAUUCCCAGUGCCUCCCGACUGAAUUGAGUGUCAAGGCCUGGCUCAAUUUCCGCUGGUGGGAGUCAAGCAUCAGAGAGGUGGGCGAAGGCUGCCCAUUCAAUGGUCUAUGUUGAAUGAAAGAGUGUAGCUUUGGGAAACCCUUCAGUGUUAAUGCUACACUCUGAAUUCCUUUCCUGGGCAAUUUCCUCCUUCCGUGGAGUAUAUGUUUGCCAGUGACUACUGUGAUGUGACUGGAGAUUUCAGAAUGGAGGAGAGAGGAUCAUUACCUAACUAGAUCAUUGAGUGUGGUGAUUACUUGUGACGAGGUGGCCAUGACUCAGAACCCUCGCCUGCUCUUGUAACUUAAGCCGCCCCCCCCCCCCCCCC
Onychomys torridus (southern grasshopper mouse) is the source of this 2358-nucleotide messenger RNA. It is a transcript of the gene Dpf3, whose product is annotated as double PHD fingers 3. The coding region runs from base 32 to 1168 and encodes 378 amino acids. The record is from RefSeq and is a predicted model, not a curated record. Gene Ontology annotation, cellular component: nucleus. NCBI's taxonomy places the organism in Eukaryota, Metazoa, Chordata, Mammalia, Rodentia, Cricetidae. The transcript is spliced from 11 exons.